GGCAAUGGCAUUGAAGCAGCAAAGGGUUUUAAUGGCUAUUUCUUCUCCUUCAACUUCAACCCUUCUUGGGUUUCACUCUCAGAGAAGCCAAGCUGAAACGGAUCGAACGUGAUGUAUGUCAUUUUAGCAUUUUGAUUAAUUGCUUCUGUCGCUUGCAACGUGUGGAUUUUGGGUUUUCUGUCUUGGGGAAAAUCAUUAAGCUUGGUUUUGAACCCAGUGUUAUUGUUUUUUCUACUUUAAUUAACGGGCUUUGUAUUAAGGGUAAAAUUGCUCGUGCUGUGGAAUUUUUUGAUGAGAUGGUGGAAAGAGGCUAUCAACCUAAUCUACAUACUUAUACCACGAUUAUAAAAGGUUUGUGUAAGAUUGGUAAAACCCCUGUUGCUGUUGGAUUGCUCAAGAAAAUGGACAAUGCAGGUUGCCAACCGAAUGUUGUCACAUACAGUACGCUUAUUGAUAGCCUUUGCAAGGAUAGACUAGUCAAAGAGGCUUUAGAUAUCUUCUCUGCAAUGAAAAGUAAAGGGAUUCAACCGAAUGUUGUCACUUACAAUUCCUUGAUGCAUGGUCUAUGCAAUUCAGACCAGCUGGAAGAGGCGUCAGCAUUGUUCAAUGAAAUGAUGAGUUUCAACAUCUUGCCAGAUGUAGUUACCUUCAACAUUUUGGUCGAUACACUUUGCAAAAAGGGCAAGAUUUCAGAGGCUCAAGGAAUAGUCAAGACAAUGAUUGAGAAGGGUGUGGAGCCUAAUACGGUGACUUAUAGUUCGUUGAUGAAUGGAUAUCUUUUGCGAAACAGAGUUUUUGAAGCUAGAAAGGUAUUCGAUGCAAUGAUAACCAGGGGCUGUAUACCUGACGUUCUUAGUUACAACAUCUUAAUCAAUGGAUGCUGUAAGGCCCAGAGGAUAGAUGAGGCAAAACAAAUUUUUGAUGAAAUGAGUUUUCGAACCACUGCUACUUACAACACUCUUAUAAGUGGUUUGUCUCAAGCAGGGAGAAUUUUUGAAGCAAAAGAGCUUUUCAAGAAUAUGCAUGGUCAGGGCUGCAUGCCUAAUGUUCUUAGUUACAACAUCUUAAUCAAUGGAUCUUGUAAGGCCCUGAGGAUAGAUGAGGCAAAACAGCUUUUUGAUGAAAUGAGUUUUCGAGGCUUAAUUCCAAACACUGCCAGUUACAACACUCUUAUAAGUGGCUUGUUUCAAGUUGGGAGGAUUUUGGAAGCAAAAGAGCUUUUCAAGGAUAUGCAUGCCCAGGGCUGCUCCCCAGAUCUAGUAACUUACUCAAUUUUGCUUGAUGGCUUAAGCAAACAAGGUUACCUUGAUCAGGCAUUGGAACUAUUUCGAGAAAUGCAGAAUAAUUACUUGAACCCUGAUUUGGUGAUCUAUAAUAUCUUAAUUGAUGCCAUGUGCAAAUCUGGGAAGCUUGAAGAUGCAAGGGAGCUGUUUUUGAAACUCCAUGUCAAAGGAUUGCUGCCUGAUGUUCGAAGUUGGACUUCAAUUAUCAGCGGACUUUGCAGAGAAGGAUUGCUAGAUGAAGCAUACAAAGCUUUCAGACAAAUGGAAAGGGAUGGCUGCCCACCAGAUUGUUGCUCUUACAAUGUUGUUGUCCGAGGAUUUCUCCAGAACAACAGUGCAUCAAGGGCUGAACAACUUUUUCAGGAAAUGUUUGAUAGAGGAUUCUCUGCAGAUGCCCUGACCAGAACCUUGGCAGCAGAUCUUUUGUCUAAAGACGACAAUCUUGGUUUGAAGAGGUUGCUCGGUGAAUCUGAACAUUGUCAAGGUGAAAAGGAAAUUAUCUCAAGUUCUAUGAUGCCAAAAGAAGUGCCUCUCCUGACAUCAAGAUAAUCCCAAACUGUGAUGGGUCUUCUCAUUCAUUGGAUCACCCAGCUGAUUACUACGAUUUUCAUGUUUUUACAUCUGCCAGCAACCUGUUUUCUAUGACUCAUAAGUUUGAUCGCACAUCCUGCACUUGUCCAAAGGAAGUCUUUUAGCUGCACUCGCUGAUGCCGGGUUCCUCAUUGGUCUAAAAAGGAACAGGUGGAAUCCAGAUGC
Messenger RNA from Populus euphratica (Euphrates poplar), 2039 nucleotides. Its product is annotated as alpha-L-arabinofuranosidase 1-like. Gene Ontology annotation, molecular function: protein binding; alpha-L-arabinofuranosidase activity. The record is from RefSeq and is a predicted model, not a curated record. The coding region runs from base 297 to 1832 and encodes 511 amino acids. Lineage: Eukaryota; Viridiplantae; Streptophyta; Magnoliopsida; Malpighiales; Salicaceae. The transcript is spliced from 6 exons.